This is a messenger RNA of Candidula unifasciata, 420 nucleotides long. The record is from the annotation of a GenBank genome assembly. Lineage: Eukaryota; Metazoa; Mollusca; Gastropoda; Stylommatophora; Geomitridae.
AAACCGAACCGGAAGUUUGCCCUUACGAGACCUGUCUACAGAUACUGGGAGAGGAAGCCAACUGUUGGAAUAUACCAGAAGCAAUUCUCUGUGGCGAGGGACGAGUCUUGAACAACCCUGCUUGUGCCGAAGAUAUUCGAAACGGAGCCAAAGACCAACUACGUCAGGGACAAGCGUUUCUGAAGAAGCACUGUUCAUUCAACAUCAGUGGGGGAUCCGAAAAGUGCGACGUGGGGAAAUGUUUGGAGGGAGUAAACACUCAAGGCGUUACCUGUCAAACUGUGGCUGAUGGGGUCCGGUGUGCCGACAGGACGAUCUUGAACAACCCCGCCUGUGAUCAGAACCUAAUCAGAGAGGUCGAGGGGAAAGCCGAGGUGGCCAACUUCUUAUUGGGGAAGUACUGCAAUAGCCACUCAUAUG